Salvelinus namaycush (lake trout) is the source of this 2945-nucleotide messenger RNA. RefSeq names its product tuftelin-like. Gene Ontology annotation, cellular component: intracellular anatomical structure. Gene Ontology annotation, biological process: intracellular signal transduction. Lineage: Eukaryota; Metazoa; Chordata; Actinopteri; Salmoniformes; Salmonidae. The transcript is spliced from 12 exons. The record is from RefSeq and is a predicted model, not a curated record. Bases 218 to 1399 code for a protein of 393 amino acids.
CGGGAAUGGAGGGAACUGCCUGAUGAAACCUUGUCGACCGGUAGUAAAAAGCAGCGUCGACUAUUGUUAAAAUCAACCGUCAUCUUCCGUCUGCGAGGGCAAGAGUGAGACAAGAGGACGAAAAUCCGUUUUCCCUGUUUAGAGAAAAUAAUUAUAUAUAAGCAACGUUGAACAACUCUUUCAUAUUUAAGCUAUAUAGUUAUUUAUCUGUGUGAAGAUGAACGGGGUAACGCGGAGUCUGUGUACAUUUGAGGACAUCAGAGCUGAUGAGAGAACAGCGGAUGGGUGCAGGAGACUGAGGCUGACUCUCCACCAGCAGAACCAGGCCGGGAGGAUCACAGAACAACCCAGGAGCAAGCCAAUCGGACGAGCGUUUGCUCUGGUGCAGCCAACCAGUGAUAGGCCUGCUCUGAAGCCUGAACCAAUCAAAUCCUCUGAGGAGAAGGCUGAAACGGUUGAGGUCAUCAAGGUGUAUCUGGAGGAUCGUAGACAGGAGCAGCAGAGACACCAGCAGAGCCUCAAGAUGUUGUCAGAUGAAGUCUCCCAGAUACAGGAGGUGAGAUACUGUCUGAAGACCCUGAGGGAACAGAUGGCAACCAAGAACAAAGGACAACACAAGUUUCUUGCUAGUGGCUACAGAGUCAGCACUCCCUCCAAUCAGAACAUCUCUUCUUCCUCAAAGGGAGGAGCUAAAGAUGAUGGGCAGGGAGGGGAGGAUGAGGUGGAGAGGGCGAAGAUGAGGGAGGUCAGUAAACGUCUGUAUGCUCAGCUACAGGAGGCCGAGAAGAAACACCAGGAGGAGAGAGAGAGACUGCAGGCUGAGGGUGUGGAUCUGCGCCAGCGUCUGGGGGAGCAGGAGGACAAGCUGAAGGGGGUGGAGGAGAGUAGUGAGAGGAAGGACCAGAGGAUUGAGGAGCUCCAGAGGCUGCUGGGAGGCAUGACGCAGGAGAGCCAAGCCCUACGAGACACACUGAGGAACAGAGAGGAGGAACUCCGAGAAUUACGCAAGAUCAGAGAGGAGGGCAGGAACGAGGAGCAGAGGUCAGAGCAGUUGGAGAAGGAGCUGGCCAUUCUGAAGGAGAAGAUCCAUCAUCUAGAUGACAUGCUGAAGAGCCAGCAGAGGAAAGUCAGACACAUGAUCGAACAGCUGCAGAACUCUCGUAUGGUGAUCCAGGAGAGGGACCGUGUUAUCAGAGAUCUGGAGGAGAAGGUGGCUUUCCUGGAGGCAGAGAACCGGGAGAUGCAUGAUCAGAUGGACUACUUCCUGGGAGGUGAAAGGUCAAACUCGCACCUCUCAUCAGACCGCCACGCCCAGAUUGUCUACAGUAAGCCUUUGAAGCCCACCAACUCGUCCAACAAGCCUCUUCCCUUCAUCAAAAUCAUUGAGACCAAGUCCUGAACUGGUGAAAGCGAGGGAGAAGGGGCUAACCUAACGACACCAAACCUGCUAAGCUAAGCAACAACGGACUGAAAUAGACCACCACCACAUUACUACCACACCAACAUCACAGUACACGUAUGAAGUUUAAACUGAGGUGACCACAACAUCACAUCAACUGACCACCAGCCACGACCAUCACCCACCCAUGGCUACACUCCUUCGAUAGGACACUAUGCAAUGUGUGUGUGUGUGUGUGUGUGUCAGAGGAGGCUGGUGGGAUAAACUAUAGGAGGAGGGGCUCAUUGUAAUGUCUGGAAUGGUAUACAUGGAACAGUCAAAAUGGUUUACAUGUUUGCUGUGUUUCAUACCGUUCCAUUUAUUCCUCCUAUAGCUCCUCCCACCAGCCUCCUCGUGUGUGUGUGUGUGUGUACGGUUUUGGAUUGUGUAUGGACAUAGAUAUACUGAUAGAGUUGAUUCACAAUAGAAGUCUAUUUAUUCAUAGCAGACAGAUUAUUCUUUCUAACCCAGUGUCAUAAUCUAUUGUCAUCUGUUGAAGUCCGUCUGAAGGACUUUACUACUGAGAGAGAGGACCAGAGACAGUGUGAUAGCAGUACCCUGUGGUCAGUGAGGGUCUGAUAACAGACCGAGUACUUUGGCCUCAGAGAGGAGGCAACCAUGCCAGGUUGGGCCAUAACAGAGAAAUAAAAUGGCCGAUGAUUGAGAGGGGGAUCGAAGAGAGAGAGAGAGAGAGAGAGAUGGAGGGUAAGAAAUCUGUAUUAAACUACUCAGAACACAACCAGUUUGUCAUCUUUUUACCAUGGCACCAAGGCAGGAUAGAGGGAGUGUUGCUACAGUAUAUAGGUAUUGGAGAAGCAGAAACACAUUAAGGAUAUAGUUUUCCAUCAAACCCUUCUGUAACCCAUUAACCUACCUCCUGUGUCUGUGACCUAGAGUCCACUGUUAGAAUCCUCUUUAUUUGACACCUGAAAGGGAGGAAGACAAUCUUUGACUUUUUGUAAAUAUACUUACAUGGUCACGCAGCGGCCACAGUGGUGUCAUGGUUUGAAUACAAAGUUAAAGGCCAUGUUUGUGUUUGUGUUAUUUUGUUCAUUGAGAAAGUGGGAUGUUUGGUCUAGUAUGUGUGGAUUAGAAGUCCCCCUCACCAAUACUGAUGUCACUUUAAAGUCUAAAGAAAAUGAAGAUGAUUCUUUCUGACAAGUACUAACCUUGCAAGAAGUCUUGUUGACAUUAUCCACAUUUUUGCAUGCAUUUCAGUUACCUGAAGUUUCAUCCACUAUCACCAGCUGUGUACAUAACUAUAUUUAUUUGUUUAUGUGGUAUUCUUUGAUAUCCCUGUAGUCUUACUCUGGGAUUUUUUUGUUUUGUUUUAUCAUUCAGACAGGAAUGUUUGGCCUGACACUUAGUGUGUGACAAUCAUCUUUAUGUAUUUAUGUGAAAAUACAACUUUUCAUUGUAGGGAAAACAAUUUCAGUAGACAUUUUAGUGUGUGUUAACAACAUAUAUACUUUGUGUUUUUGUUAUUUUAAUAAAUGUAUGAAAAUAA